This is a messenger RNA of Pomacea canaliculata, 2723 nucleotides long. RefSeq lists its product as uncharacterized. Lineage: Eukaryota; Metazoa; Mollusca; Gastropoda; Architaenioglossa; Ampullariidae. The record is from RefSeq and is a predicted model, not a curated record. The transcript has 2 exons. Bases 509 to 2332 code for a protein of 607 amino acids. Gene Ontology annotation, molecular function: ATP hydrolysis activity; ATP binding.
UAAUCGACUCGACGGUGUUAUAUGAAUUAAUAUGUUUAGGUUGGGGUGGGGUAGGAAGGGCUGCGAGUUGCAGAUUUUCCUCGUUUGUAUCGCAGCACCCCUAGCCCCUGCAAAUACAGAGAGGGCUGACUGUAUGAUUCACACAUCUGAAAAAGUAAUACACUACAUGUAGUAUGGUACUUGAUGCAAUGUUUUUUCAAGCAAAUUUUAACUGCUGAGUAAUACUGGUAAUACUGGCUGUAGCGUUAUGGAAAGUGAUAAUGGUAAAUAGUAAUUAGAAAAGAAUAUAUUUUAUUACCUCUGAGAAAAAUCUGAAGAUAUUAUUUAAUGGGUUGGGGUAUGUAGCUAAAGCAAACCACGAAGACAAGUCGAGUGAAGCAGGGGAAAUAACCCCAACUUCCGGAAGUGCUAACGCCUUUCGAUUUAAGACACGUAACGCUGACUGGAUCUCAAAUAAUAAUCAGUUUUCACACGAACUCAUAACAUCAACUCUUGGGGUUUUUUUCCGAUGUCGACAAGAGCCAUGGAGCCCAUGGAUUUCGAUGAAGACAAUCCUGAGGUCGCAAGAAUGGGUCAGUCUAGAACAUACAGAUUAACUCCAGCAAAAUUCGUUCCAUAUUCAUCUUCAAGCUUAUCGGGUAGUCAGACUCAGUCUUUGGAUGCAGCUCUGCUGUCUGGCUCGCCAUGUAGACGUACAAUCUCUGCAACUAACACUUGGCCACGCUGGAACACGUUUUCCGUCCACAACCCAGCUGUCGAAUCUGACUAUGACAGUGCUGGAAGUCUUAGCUUCAAUCCAGCCAUGGAAAGUUCUCAGAGAAGGGCAACUCCUGUAGAGAGUUGGACAAGUCAGAGACAAACAGGUUACCAGGAGGAAGGAAAUACAUCAAUGAACUCAAGUGACAGAAGCGAUGUUUCAGAAAUAGAGGCAAGUCAGUGUUCUCCUUCUCCAUCCUGGGAUCGUGUCAUCUCUGCAUUCAAAUCUAUAACAAUGUUUAAAAGCAUGUCUGAUGUAGACCAGACAUCUCAUCUGGAUGCACAACAGUAUGCAGAUAAAAGGAAAGACCAAGGAGAUGUGAACACAUGGUCUACCAGACCAUCUUCACCAGAAAUGGUGCGGAACCGAUCGUGGGAGCCAGCCCUGAGUGUUACUCGGUCAGUGACAACAUUGAAAAGGAAAAGAUCCAGCGCAAAAUCACCAGAGAUGCAGCGUUCUAAAACAUGUGUAAGCCAAGUACAGGCAACGCCAAUCAAGAAACUGUCUUGGGAGGGAGAUGGUCACAAUGCAACUGAAAGUACCAAGCAUGCCUCCAGGAUGGCCAACCAGCCAGGUGAAUCAUCAUCCUUCUCUUCAUCACAUAGUACCUGUAAUCAAGGAGAAUCAGGUUGUAAAAAGUGUUAUAAACUCUUUUUUGCUUUGAUCAUAGGAACUUCCGUCCUUAUGGGUGUUGUAUUUCAAAUUCAAGUUGCUCACCACCGUAAACACUUUGCUGAGUUUGAUGCAGAACUGCUCAGAAAUGAAAUGGCUUCUAAAGUUUUUGGGCAGCAUGUUGCUAUUAAUGUUGUACCUCAGUAUAUUCAAAAGUACCUGCAACUGUUGAAUGAAAAGAGAGAAAAAUGCUCAGUGGAGGACUGUCAACAGACUCCUCUUGUCUUGUCUUUCCAUGGAUGGACAGGUGUGGGAAAAAACUUUGUGAGUGACAUAAUUGCAAAACUCUUUCCUUCAAAAACUGUGACAAAGCUACUGGUUCCAUACCAUUUUCCACAUGAAACUCUUGACCACCUUUACGAGAUGCAGGUUGAAAACUGGAUUCUGUCAAACACCACGAAAUAUCAUAUUAAUAUUUUCAUCUUCGAUGAAAUGGAUAAGUCUACAAGUGGUGUUGUGAAAGGUCUCCAAAAGGCUAUUAGAAAACUUGCAAUCUCAAACUCUGUGUAUUCUCCAUCAAUUUUUCUCUUGUUGUCCAACACAUUAGGAUCAGACAUCAAUAGGCAGACAUUUCAGGCAAUGCUGACUGGCAAAGAGAGAGAAAGUGUUAGUGCUGAUGAGUUUUCUCCUCUCUUCAGUAGUUGUUCUGAUCCUUGGUAUAAGAGUUUCCUGUCUGAAAACCUGAUCUCGGCAUCUGUACCAUUUUUACCAUUAGAGAAGCAGCAUGUGGUGCAAUGCAUACGCCGUGACCUAGUUUCAAAGAAAAUGUCCACUCAGCCAGACAUGGUUGCACGUGUUUUGAAUGAACUGACCUUUGUAACAUUAGAGAGUGGUCACCAGUUUUCGCAGACUGGGUGCAAAAGAGUUUUUGAUAAAGUGAAUCUUGUUAUGUUCACUACUUAGACUGGGCACAUGAUAACUGAUAUACAAUAUCUGUCUUUCAUUUUUUCCUUGUCCUUUGUUGAAAGAAAAAUUAAAAAGCAAUUAUUAUUAAACUGCUGGCAUAACAUUUUUCAUUGUGAAAAUUAUGACAUUGUUAAUCUAAGUACAAACUGAUGGUGAUGUGUACAAUAAAUGAUAAUUUGCAUUUUCCCCCCAUUUGAAUAGGAACUUCUAUUUUGGCUGAUGAUUGUCAAAUAAAGUUGCUGUACAGCUGUUUUGUGAUGGUGGUGUCCAUUUAAAAAAAAUAUGAUUAUAUAAGAAUUACUACUGUUUGUAAAGAAUGCUUUAAGACCAUCUUCCUACAUAUUUUGUACAUUUACAAUUUAUUUAUGAAAUACAUGUACAAAAUUUG